ACGUGCUUCUGCGCGUUUCGAGAAAGGCAUUUAUGCACGCUACGCCUCUACUUCCGCUCAUCAAGGCCACUAAUCAUGCCUAUGAGUAGCUACUGCAAACGUGUGCAGCCGUUGAAUGUGAUGACGAUAGAAAAGUGCUCUUGAGAACCAGUUCUGUUCUGUUCCCAUCCUUCACAGCAACUUAUCAUUCCACAGGCCAUGGCCACUGAAGAGAGCCUGAAAUGGUCGGCGUCCCUCGCUGUCGCACCGCCUUCGAGGACGGCGAAGCUUCCCGGUGACAAGAUUUUGCUGCCUCCCUCGGCUUUGGAGCAGCUCAUCUCCGCUGCGCCCGUGACAGUCACAGAGCCCUCCCGCACUCUCACGUCUAACUUCGACCCCUUCAACCCCUACACGUAUGCAGCUGAGCGCGCUGCAAGGGCACAGUAUGAGGAGAGACAGCCGCACUUGCCGCAUCCACUUACGUUCCGGCUCGUCAACCCGGACAAUGGAAGGGUCAUCUAUGCUGGCAUCCGAGAAUUCAGCGCCAGUGAUGGCGAGAUCGCUCUCAGCCCUAUGCUCAGAGACGCACUCGGCAUCAAGCCCGCGGAUGGUAGGCCUGGUGCAACAGAUCAAGACGGGGGCGCGCAGAGGUCAAACGGCGUCGACGAAGAUGCCGCGGGGGAAAGCUGGGGCAGAAUUACGGUGCAUGCGAAACAAUUGCCCAAAGGCACGUUUGUUAAGCUACGACCUCUUGAAGCUGGGUAUGAUCCCGAGGACUGGAAGUCUCUCCUUGAGCAGCACCUGCGCUCAAAUUUUACCACAUUGACUAAGGGUGAAGUUCUCGUGGUGCCUGGAGGUAGGGGCGUUGGGAGGCGCAGCGAGGAAUAUCGCUUUCUGGUAGAUGAAUUCAAGCCAGAUGUAGAAGGUAUAUGCGUUGUCGACACCGAUCUGGAGGUCGACAUUGAGGCAUUAAACGAAGAGCAGGCCCGUGAGACAUUGCGGCGGAUAGCCGCUAAGUCACACCGAGCGCCAGGCACAAACAACGGAAGCUCAAUAGGCGGUCCGCUAGAGUUAAUGAAGGCACAGCAUGGUCAAGUCCUCAGCGGCGACUACGUGGACUAUGAGGUACCCUCAUGGAUACGUUCGCAAGGCAUCGAGGUUGAACUCAGUGGCGUGGACGACGACGCUGAACUCGACUUGUUCGUCAGCCCGUUUUCACCCCGGCAACGAGUUCGGCCUCGCGAAGAAGAACACCUGUUUGCGGAUACAUCGAGCAGGUACCCAAAACGCAUACGUAUCCAGCCCACAAAUGUCGAGCUCGAACAUGCCGAAGCGCUCUAUGUCUCCGUGCACGCUUAUUCACCCACAGAAUCUACAAGCGACGGGACCGUCACUCCUUCGCCGAAGCCUUACACGAUUAAAGUGUCUCCGUUCGAUCCAGAUGUAGAGUUGAACGAUAACGAAGGUGUGAAGUCAGAAGCAGCAGAUCACCCUGACGAUGUCCAGUGUGGAAACUGUAAACAAUGGGUGCCAAAACGAACGUUGGUUCUGCAUGAGAAUUUCUGCCUUCGAAACAACGUCCUUUGCCCCAAAGGAUGUGGCCAAGUCUUUCAGAAACGGUCAUCAGAAUGGCAAAAUCACUGGCAUUGCGAGCACGAUGCUGCGUAUGGCAACACGCCGCUGAGCAAAUUGAAACACAACCACCUCCAACAUACAGCCCAGACUUGCAGCUCCUGCGAUCGAACAUACCAAUCCAUGUCGGCUUUAGCAACGCACCGUACAUCUGUCUGUCCUGGAAAGAUUAUCCUGUGCCAAUUCUGUCAUUUAGAAGUGCCACAGGAGGGUGACCCUGAGGAGCCCAACGCAGAGGCCCUGCUCUCUGGUCUUACACCUCACGAACUCGCAGAUGGUGGACGCACGACAGAGUGUCAUCUUUGCAACAAAAUUGUCCGACUGCGUGAUAUGCGCGUUCACCUGGCUAACCACGAGUUGGAGAAGAAGUCAAGGCCUGAGCCGCGCGUCUGCCGCAAUGUGCUGUGUGGCAAGACGUUGGACGGAGCAAGCCACAGCGGUGACACGAGAGCGGGAACGCGAAUAGGCAACGGUCCGGGCAACGACGUCGGUCUGUGCUCGACGUGCUUUGGGCCGCUCUACGUCGCCAUGCACGACCCGGAUGGUAAGGCACUUAGGCGCCGCAUCGAGCGCCGCUAUCUCACCCAACUCGUCACUGGCUGCGGCAAGUCCUGGUGCAAGAACGAAUACUGCAGAACCGGGCGAAAGAAUCUUGGAAUCGAUGGCUCGGUCGGCAUGAAGGAGGCGUUGCCGAUGAUCAAACCGCUUCUGGAGGGAUUGCAGUCUGGCGAUACACCCCUGCAUUUCUGUACGGACGAGAAGACGCAGCAGAGAAGGGGCCUUGCGGAAUUGCUGGCUGCGGAACGAGGGCUGAGAGGUGAGCAAUAUGCGUUCAAUUGGUGCGUGGCCGCGCUCGAGGCUGAGGGUGGGAUGCUUGAUCAUGCGAGGGAAUGGCUUAAGAACUGGGCGCCUGUUAAGAGCCAGUAAGUCAUUCAGCACGAAGAAUAUGAUAUAGAUGGGCAUGAUGGCAUGAUUUGAUGUUCGUGACGCUGUAGUUCGGUCCUUGGGACGAACGGUAGGCCGUCAUUACACCAGUACCAUAGAAACUUAAAUGCAUUGCAUGGUAGCCUUUCAAGCCUCUCGAACUUUGUACUUGCUGGAGAUAGAACAUUUGAGAGCACGGCAUAAUUUUCCGAUCACGGGUACCCCUUGACUGAUGUAAUUACGUGACAGAUGUGGGACCAAAGUUCUGUUGAACGGGUCUCACAGUCUUUCCAGCAGAAAGAACGAUGUCAUAACAAUAUGAAAUCAAU
Verruconis gallopava is the source of this 2864-nucleotide messenger RNA. RefSeq lists its product as uncharacterized. Bases 199 to 2538 code for a protein of 779 amino acids. The record is from RefSeq and is a predicted model, not a curated record. The transcript has a single exon. Gene Ontology annotation, molecular function: polyubiquitin modification-dependent protein binding. Lineage: Eukaryota; Fungi; Ascomycota; Dothideomycetes; Venturiales; Sympoventuriaceae. Gene Ontology annotation, cellular component: VCP-NPL4-UFD1 AAA ATPase complex.